This is a messenger RNA of Neltuma alba, 827 nucleotides long. RefSeq lists its product as uncharacterized. Bases 63 to 452 code for a protein of 129 amino acids. Lineage: Eukaryota; Viridiplantae; Streptophyta; Magnoliopsida; Fabales; Fabaceae. The record is from RefSeq and is a predicted model, not a curated record. The transcript is spliced from 2 exons.
AACAACUUUCUCUGCUACUUCAUCAUCUUCCCCUUCAGAUCCACUUCUUUUAUUAACCAACGAUGUUUAGUACUGAUUUUAAAGCUCAACAUGAUCAUGAGUUUCCCCAGAAGAGCGGUAAUUCGGCCUUCCAAAUCAAACAGGAUGAUCAGUUCUUCUGCAGACUUCUUUCAAAGGAAAGCUCUAUUUCUCACCCGUCUUUCAGAGCACUUGCUAUUCCUUUUGAAUGGGAAUCUGAACCAGGCACACCUAAGCGUCCUUUUUCUGAAACCACUUUCCCCGCCCUCACUCCUCCACCUUGCUACUACUUUAAAACUACUCGGGACAUGACUCCCAGCAAAACGAAGGUGAAGAAGCGAUCAAGAUUCAAACUUCUGAAGAGCCUUGUCAACAUCAUAUUUUCUUCUGCAGGUAGAUACGGGCGUAUGGAAAUGCAUGGUAACAUUAUUUAGGCAUAUUUGACAGCAUAACUAGAUAACCUGCAGAGAGAGCAGGAAGAAGAAGAAACGCCUUUUUACGGAGCAUGUUUUAGGUAUGUACUCUCUUUUCCGAUAUCGAUAUAUAAUUCGCACCGUUUCUGCGUACUUAAGUUUUAUCUUUUCCCCCAACUACUGAUGGUAAUUUAUUACCAAGCUGCAAAGGUGUAAGCUAGAUUCUACCAUACAUUUUGUUAUUUGCCUCGAGCUCUAGUGUGAAUGUUAGCAAGUUGUUCACAUUAUAUUCGUUGAGAAGUGAAGUUCUUAUGUCAGAAAUUAUAUCGUUCGCAUCAAUAAGUCUCCCCAUUUAUUUUACACUAUCUCGGAAUAUUUGUGAUGGGCUGAUGUCUA